UCCUUCCUCCGCAUCCUCGUCCUGCGACCGCAUCGUGCAGCAGCUGCCCGUUGGAGCCGCCUCAGGACAAGGACCACCGCUCACCAUGGUGAAGCUGGGCUGCAGCUUCUCUGGCAAGCCGGGCAAAGACCCCGGGGACCAGGACGGGGCUACCACGGACAGCGUCCCUCUGAUCAGCCCCCUGGAUGUGAGCCAGCUCCAGCCGCCUUUCCCUGACCAGGUGGUUAUCAAGACGCAGACGGAGUAUCAGCUUUCCUCCCCGGACCAGCCAAAGAAGUUCCCUGACCUGGAGGCCCAGAAGCUGGCCUGUAACCACCCAGAGGAAGGGCGCAGGCUGCCCACAGCGCGGAUGAUCGCCUUUGCCAUGGCGCUCCUGGGCUGUGUCCUAAUCAUGUACAAGGCCAUCUGGUAUGACCAGUUCACCUGCCCGGACGGCUUCCUGCUUCGGCACAAGAUCUGCACCCCGCUGACCCUGGAGAUGUACUACACCGAGAUGGACCCCGAGCGCCACCGCAGCAUCCUGGCGGCCAUCGGGGCCUACCCGCUGAGCCGCAAGCACGGCACCGAGACGCCCGCGGCCUGGGGGGAGAGCUACCGCGCCGUCAAGGAAGGGCCCAAGGCGCCCACCCAGGCGGGCGCGGCGGGGGCGGCCACCGAGCCCCCCAGCAAGGUCUCGGCGCAGGGAGAGAAAGAGGCAGCGGCGCAGGGAGAGAAAGAGGCAGCGCAGAAGGCCGCUGGCAGCGCCCCGCCCCCGGCCCCCCAGUGA
This is a messenger RNA of Enhydra lutris kenyoni (northern sea otter), 766 nucleotides long. RefSeq names its product calcyon neuron specific vesicular protein. The coding region runs from base 86 to 766 and encodes 226 amino acids. The transcript has 6 exons. Lineage: Eukaryota; Metazoa; Chordata; Mammalia; Carnivora; Mustelidae. The record is from RefSeq and is a predicted model, not a curated record. Gene Ontology annotation, molecular function: clathrin light chain binding. Gene Ontology annotation, biological process: clathrin coat assembly; endosomal transport; G protein-coupled dopamine receptor signaling pathway. Gene Ontology annotation, cellular component: endosome; membrane.